CCGCGCGCUCCGCUCCGCGCGUCCCGCCCCGCGCCGCUCCGCGCUCCGCCCGCCGCCGGCGCCGCCGCCCUCCCGCCGCAGCACCACACUGAGACAACGAGAUAAUAUACUUAGCUCUUAUUAUUAUUAUUAUUUAUUAUUAUUAUUGCUGCCGCUAUUAUUAUUAUUAUUAUUAGCGAUAAUAAUUUCUCGCUGCACAAACGUCUAGCAGUGUGCUUUGUGGAUCUUCCAAAAAAAAAAAAAAAAAAAAGAAAAGAGAGAGAAAAAAAAUAAUAAUAAUAAAAUAAUUCCCUGAAACCUUAGCAAACCGUUAGAAGAGUUGAAGCCUUUCAAGACACCCAAUAUUUGCCAUUAAGAAUGGUUAUGAUAAUUAGCACCAUGGAGCCUCAGGUGUCGAAUGGCCCUACUUCCAAUACAACCAAUGGACCCUCCAGCAACAGUAGAAACUGCCCUUCCCCCAUGCAGACAGGGGCUGCUACAGAUGACAGCAAAACCAACCUCAUAGUCAACUAUUUACCCCAGAACAUGACCCAGGAGGAGUUCAGGAGUCUCUUCGGGAGCAUUGGUGAAAUCGAAUCCUGCAAGCUCGUGAGAGACAAAAUCACAGGGCAGAGUUUAGGGUAUGGAUUCGUUAACUACAUUGAUCCAAAGGAUGCAGAGAAAGCCAUUAACACUUUAAAUGGACUCAGACUCCAGACCAAAACCAUAAAGGUGUCAUAUGCCCGUCCAAGUUCAGCAUCCAUCCGGGAUGCCAACUUGUAUGUCAGCGGCCUUCCCAAAACCAUGACCCAGAAAGAAUUAGAGCAGUUAUUCUCACAAUAUGGGCGCAUCAUCACCUCACGGAUUCUGGUUGAUCAAGUCACAGGGGUUUCUCGAGGUGUGGGAUUUAUCCGUUUUGAUAAGAGAAUAGAGGCAGAAGAAGCCAUAAAGGGACUAAAUGGCCAGAAGCCUAGCGGUGCUACAGAACCAAUUACUGUGAAGUUUGCCAAUAACCCCAGCCAGAAAACAAGCCAGGCACUCCUUUCACAGCUGUAUCAGUCUCCCAACAGACGCUACCCUGGACCACUUCACCACCAGGCUCAGAGAUUCAGGCUGGACAAUUUGCUUAAUAUGGCCUAUGGCGUAAAGAGGUUUUCUCCGAUCACAAUUGAUGGCAUGACGAGCCUUGUGGGAAUGAAUAUCCCUGGUCACACCGGGACUGGAUGGUGCAUCUUCGUCUACAACUUGUCUCCCGACUCGGAUGAGAGCGUGCUGUGGCAGUUGUUUGGUCCCUUUGGAGCGGUCAAUAAUGUCAAGGUGAUCCGUGAUUUCAACACCAACAAGUGCAAGGGAUUUGGCUUUGUCACCAUGACCAACUACGACGAAGCUGCCAUGGCGAUUGCCAGCCUUAAUGGAUACCGUUUAGGAGACAGAGUAUUGCAAGUUUCCUUUAAAACCAAUAAAACCCACAAAUCCUGAAUUUCAUAUCCUUACUUACUAAAAUAUAUAUAUAUAAAUAUAUAUACGAACAAAACAAAACAAAAAAAAAAAAAAACUCUUCAAGGCUUAUAUUCAACCAUGGACUUUAUAAGCCAGUGUUGCCUAAGUAUUAAAACAUUGGAUAUCCUGUGAGGAACAGGAAAGGAUUUUAUAAUGCUUAGAAAAAAAAAAAAAAACCUUUGAUGCAUUGAAUGUUCUUUCAUAGCUGUCGUUGUUGAAUAUAAUAUACAUAGAUAACAAUGUGCAGGGAUUUUUACCCGGCCAGCUAGUUUUACUACCUUCCUUGAAGGUGGGUCUUUUUAAGAUGACCAUUCACUCAUUUGAAAAAAUAAUAAAACAAAAAACAAUUUUUACGAACUAAUGGGAUUAAAAGCGAGAAAAAAAAAAAAAAGAUUUUUGUUUUCUUUUCUGUUUUUUCAAAACAUUGAUUGAAUCAGAUUGGUAAACCCCCCACACAAAUUAAAGAGGAACAAUAAAAAUUGCAAAAAGAAGAACAUAAUUUUGCAACUUUUUUUAUUUUUCCUUUUUUCUUUUGUAUCAUGUGAACUAAACAGUCUUCUGUUAGGGAAUGGGGUAACGGGGGAUACCUGAUGACAUAACAAUUUAAAUAACAUUAACAAUGUUGCCAAAGAGGUGGUCUCUUUGCUGAAAAUGGGUUUCAAGAAAAAUCUAUUUUUAUAAAAUAUAAAGAAUUUUUACAAGAGAAUCUGGAUUUGAGAAAAAAUAUUUUGACUGGCUAAUUUAGGGGAAAUUGACAACUUUGUCAUGUUCAUACUGCACUGGUAACUUUUUAGAGAUCAAGAUGUGUGUUUUAAACUGGAUUAGUAGAUUGUUUUUUGAAGGAUGGGCUACAAACAGAUGAUCUUCGUAUCUUUUCAUAGCAUGUAAUAAAAAUAUUAAAUACAGUACGGGAGAGUGUUCUUCCCAGGCACGCAGUUACCCACAGUCAAAACCCAAAAGCAAGGAGAUGAGUUGCAAGACGGUUUUUCUUUAAGUCAUCAGUAUGGGAUAUCAGCAGAACAAAAGUUAAAAAAAUUAAUUUUUUGAUCAAAAACUUCCUUGGUUUGAGCAGUAGGUGCUACAAAAUUAUUUACAUAUCUUAGUAUCAUAGUUAAAUGUAAUGUGUUUAGAAAAAAAUACAUUUGCUUUAAAUUUGUUAAGAAUUUUCAAAUUCACUUUAUAGCCCAAGCUAAUAUAAUUGGGCUGUGUUGGCACAUUUGGAACACUGUUUAUGUUGCUUGAAACACUUAUUUAUUUAAUUGCCGAUGUGAUGCAUAUGGCCAAAAUCAAAUAUAGCUAGUUUGGCUAGUCUACUUAUUUGUUUACUUAAACUAUGGGAAGAAGCAUAUUAUUGUGUCAUUUUGUUGUGUGUGUAUGUGUAUAUAUAAUAUAAAUAUAUAUAUAUAUAAAGUUAUUUUUUCUUUUGUUUAAUUUAUUAUAAGUUGUAACACUUUGCUAGUUUUGUUUGUAUAUGUCUUAAAAUGUUUUCUUAUGAUACUUAAGUGACAGAGGUAUCAAGGUAACUUGUGUAGAAAUAUUGUUUGAUAUAUUGUCAUGUUUGUUGUGAAUAUUUUUUCUUACUGCACAGUAGAAAAGAAAACAACUGGGUCUUUAUUUUAAUGUAAUUCAGAUUGGGGAAAACAGAGCUAAGGGAACAAAAUGACUGAGGGGGUGCUCUCCCAUGUCCAGUGCACUGAUCAUUUUAGUAUGUUUGUGCUUUGUACGGUUAUAUAUUUAAAACAAAAAAGGGUCAUGCUCUUCCCUGAGUACUAGAAACAGUUACUCGCUAUGCAUAAUCUAGUUGAUAGUUAAAUUUGCUAUUGCUUUUCUUGUCUUGUUAUAUAAAAUCUUUUCAAUACAAGUUUAGUCUUAAUGGUAAUAAAACGUUAUGGUUAUUUAUAA
This is a messenger RNA of Oenanthe melanoleuca, 3381 nucleotides long. It is a transcript of the gene ELAVL4, whose product is annotated as ELAV like RNA binding protein 4. NCBI's taxonomy places the organism in Eukaryota, Metazoa, Chordata, Aves, Passeriformes, Muscicapidae. Gene Ontology annotation, cellular component: ribonucleoprotein complex. Gene Ontology annotation, molecular function: RNA binding. The transcript has 7 exons. The record is from RefSeq and is a predicted model, not a curated record. The coding region runs from base 358 to 1458 and encodes 366 amino acids.